AUGUCCGGAGGAGGUGGUAAAGACAGAAUCGCGGUUUUCCCGUCGAGAAUGUGAGUUUUAGAGCGAUUUUGGCAGAGUUUACCAACUUAAUAGAAGUUCCGUAAAAUUAAAGUUCGAGAGUACUGGAAAACGGAAUGAGCAAGCGAACAAGCAUUUCAGGGCGCAAACCUUGAUGAAAACCCGUCUGAAGGGAGCUCAGAAGGGUCACUCUCUGCUCAAGAAGAAGGCCGACGCUUUGAAUCUCCGUUUCCGUGACAUUCUCAAGAAGAUCGUCGAGGUUAGGAUUACAGAGAGGAAAACAGGACAAAGAAAAACGUUUAAAGAACAAAGUGCUGAUGGGAGAAGUGAUGAAGGAGGCCGCUUUUUCGCUGGCUGAGGCCAAGUUCACUGCCGGAGACUUUUCGCACACUGUCAUCCAGAAUGUCUCGCACGCUCAGUACCGCGUUCGUCAGAAGAGAGAAAACGUUGUCGGUAAGUUGUCCAUCUUUAUAUUUUUGGCAUAACUGAAGCUUGUUUCAGGAGUCAUGCUCCCCGUGUUCGAGGCUUACCAAGACGGACCGGAUUCCUACGAUUUGACUGGUCUCGGAAAGGGAGGUGCCAACAUUACUCGUCUGAAGAAGAACUACAACCGAGCAAUUGAGCUGCUCGUCGAGCUGGCCACUCUCCAGACCUGCUUCAUCACUUUAGAUGAAGCGAUCAAGGUGACGAAUAGACGUGUGAAUGCCAUCGAGCACGUCAUCAUUCCGCGUAUCGAGAACACUCUGACAUACAUUGUUACCGAAUUGGACGAAAUGGAAAGAGAGGAGUUCUUCCGAAUGAAGAAGAUUCAGGCCAACAAGAAGAAGCUGAAGGAGCAAGAGGCCGCCCUGAGAGCUGUAAGUUUAUCGAAAUUAAAAUGCUGUCCUGAUAUUCUUGGUUCAGCUGGAAGCGCCACCGCCGAGCGAAGAGUCUCAUUCGGAGAACGAUCCGCCCCGGAACCUGCUCGCUUCCGAAGAAGAUAACCUGCCAGUUCUGUUUAACUAA
This is a messenger RNA of Caenorhabditis sp. 36 PRJEB53466, 1023 nucleotides long. Lineage: Eukaryota; Metazoa; Nematoda; Chromadorea; Rhabditida; Rhabditidae. The record is from the annotation of a GenBank genome assembly.